Molecule: messenger RNA, 3330 nt
Organism: Gymnodraco acuticeps
Lineage: Eukaryota; Metazoa; Chordata; Actinopteri; Perciformes; Bathydraconidae
Product: protein-tyrosine kinase 2-beta-like
Exons: 30
Coding region: 307-3156 (949 amino acids)
Biological process (GO): signal complex assembly; protein phosphorylation
Cellular component (GO): cytoskeleton; focal adhesion
Molecular function (GO): ATP binding; protein tyrosine kinase activity
Source: RefSeq, a predicted model, not a curated record
GCACCGUUUCCUCUUUCGCGUACAGAUGCAGCUCUUCUUCAGGACGCAGCUUCGGAGAAAUCCUCCUUUAACCUGAGAAAGAAAACUAAAUAUGCACUUUACAAAAUAACGUGUUUGUGUGUGUGUUACCUGCACUGGCUUGUGUUCACUUUUAGAGACUGACAUUACAUUUCUGGGUGCUGGGUCGUGAAGUUUGUGCAAGACCGCUUCAAUGGAUCCCUUCAAGAGUGUGUUGAGUGAAUGACAGACAAGGAAGAAGGUGAAAUGGUGUGUGUCUACGUGACAGCGAUGUGUCUGCAGUAGCGUAUGUGUGUGUGUGAGAUGUCUGGAGACACCAGCACGCUGUCCUGGAGGAGCAUGUCUCCCACCAGCCAAUCAGAAUCCUUGGAUAUGUCUCCAUCGACCAUUUUCACCAAGGACAAUAUCUUCAGGGUGAAGAUCAUCAAAGUGUGUUUCCUUAGCAACAGCUCCAACCUGGACAAAAGCUUCAAACUGGUCCGAUGUGAGGAGGGAUGGACCGUCAAGGAUGUAGUGAAUGUGGUGCUGUCCAGCGGCUGCGUGGGUCCGGAUAUAUCCUUCUGCUCCUGUUUCUGCCUCCUCCUCAAACACCUGAAGUCCUCAGAGAAACACUGGCUGCACACGGACCUCACCAUGUCUGAACUCACGCUGCGCUACGAGCAGCAGCACCUCGAGGCUGAGUGGAGAUAUGAUCUGAGGAUCAGAUACAUCCCGUCUGACUUCAUCGAGAAAUUCAAAGAUGACAGAACCACGAUGCUCUACUUUUACCAGCAGGUGAGAAAUGACUACAUGCAGCAGUACGCCUCAAAAGUCAGCGAUGGGAUGGCUCUACAGCUCGGCUGUCUGGAAAUAAGGAGAUUCUUCAAAGACAUUAAUCCGAACGGACUGGAGAAAAAGUCCAACUUUGAACAAUUAGAAAAGGAGGUUGGUCUGGACCUGUUCUUCCCCAGAGAGCUGAUCAACAGCAUGAAGCCUAAGCAGCUGCGUCGCCUGGUCCAGCAGACGUUUCAGGGUUACUCCACCCUGAAGCAGGACCAGUGCAUGACUCGCUUCUUCACCACUCUGGCUCAGUGCUACAGCUACACACAGGAGAGCUUCGCCUGCCAGCUGGUGCAUGGCUGGAGUCUAACGAUAGACCUGGUCAUCAGCCCUGAAGGCAUCAGCCAGCAGACUGAGAACUCCACGCCCGUGUGUUUGGCGAUGUUUUCUCAGGUGUGCAGUAUCUCCUGCUCUGCAGAGAGCGACGGCCGCGCUCUGCUCACCGUGCACAUAGAGGGAGCCAAACAACCGCUGUCGGUGAACGUCUCCUCCCUGGCUGUGGCAGAAAACAUGGCCGACCUGAUCGACGGCUACUGCCGGCUGGAGAGGAACUCUGCAAAGUCGCUCAUUAUUAAACCCAGCAGAGGUAGAGAGGCAAGACAGAAAUUACCUGACAUCCCAAAACGUGGUGGUCCCAGUGCAUCUAAAGGUUCGGACAUUUAUGCUGAGAUUCCAGAGGGGAAAGAAAACUCUAGUGAGAAGCACAGCAUCUCCAGAGACGACAUUGUUGUGGGGCGGAUCCUGGGAGAGGGAUUCUUCGGAGAGGUUCACGAUGGAGUUUAUAAAAGCCCCAGCGGAGAGAGGAUCCAUGUUGCUGUGAAAACCUGUAAAGAAUGUUCUGCUGAAGUGAAGGAGAAGUUUCUCAGUGAAGCUGACUUGAUGAAAAAUCUAGAUCAUCCCCACAUUGUGAGUCUAAUCGGAGUCAUUGAGGUGGAUCCCGUGUGGAUCGUCAUGGAGCUCCUCGAACACGGAGAGCUGGGCAGCUACCUGGUGGAGGAGCAGUACACCUUGGCCACAGCAACCUUAACACUGUACUGUCUGCAAAUCUGCAAAGCCUUGGCCUACCUGGAAGGACUCAACAUGGUGCACAGAGAUAUAGCGGUGAGAAACGUGUUGGUGGCGUCUCCUGACUGCGUCAAACUCGGCGACUUUGGACUGUCUCGCUACGUUGACGAACAAGAGUAUUAUAAAGCCUCAGUGAGUCGAUUACCGAUCAAAUGGAUGGCACCUGAGUCCAUCAACUUCAGACGCUUCACCACCGCGAGUGAUGUCUGGAUGUUUGGUGUGUGUGUGUGGGAGAUGUUCUCAUUGGCCCAGCAGCCGUUCUUCUGGCUGGAGAACGGUCAGGUGAUCAACCAGCUGGAGUUGGGGUUUCGACUCCCCAAACCUCAGCAGUGCCCCCCGCACAUCUACUCCCUGCUGAGCCGCUGCUGGAGCUACGAGCCGAACAACCGGCCCACAUUCAGCCAGCUCGUCUGCCUCCUCAAUGAUUUCCACAGGAUGGAGUUGGAGCAGGAUGGGAGGAGAGACAGAUCGCGCUCUGUCUCUGCAUUUGAUGCUAACAAUCCCAAAGAGCCUCCACCCAAGCCAUCCAGAAUAAAAGGCGACUCCCUUCCUCGAGUCACGUGCCAACAGAGAACAGAGAGGGACACCAGGCCGGUGUGGGAGAAAGAGAGAGAGCACGUGGAGAACACUUUACAGCGACAGAGAAGGGAGAUGCUGGCGGAUGAACAGUGGCUGGAGCAGGAAGAGAGACAGCUGGACCCUGUGGUGCGGGUGGAUUCACACAUCAAGCCUCCUGAAAAAAGACAAGAAAAUGUUCCUCCAGAGAAGCCACCAAUGCCUCCCACAGUCAUGCAGGCGCGGCCGACAGCUGAGCUGGACCGGUCAGGUGACCAGGUGUACACGGGCGUCAUGGCGAUGGUGAAGCAGGUGGUGCAGCUGAAGAAUGACGUCAACACGCUGUCGGCCUCCGAGUACCCCAACGCUGUCAAAGCGGUGGGCAUCACUCUGCGCGGUCUGAUCCAGAGCGUGGAUGAGAUCCUGCCCUCGCUGCACUGCUCCGUCACCACAGAGAUCGAGGGCACGAAGAAGCUGCUGAACAAGGACCUGGGGGAUCUGAUCAGUAAGAUGCGUCUGGCUCAGCAGAACAGCGUCACCUCUCUGAAGGAGGAGUGUCAGCGCCAGAUGUUGACCGCUGCUCACACUCUGGCUCUGGACUCCAAAAACCUUCUGGACGCCGUGGACCAGGCGAGAGUCAGAGCCAACCUGGCCAGGCCAAGACCCGCCUCUCUAGAAGCUGAGGAUUCUGGGGAAUGAAGUUCCCUGUUGAGUGAACAGACUGGAUUUAAAACGAGGACAGGAUGAAUCUGGACUGCUCUGCUCCUGUGAGAGUGUGCAGCACUUCGGAAAGACGUCAUAAUAUAUAUUUGUAUUUUCUCCAAAUAUAAUUUAAUAAAACAGUGUUUCUUCAACAUGAACGAAUCAAGCUAC